Messenger RNA from Blastomyces gilchristii SLH14081, 1161 nucleotides. RefSeq lists its product as uncharacterized. The coding region runs from base 329 to 853 and encodes 174 amino acids. The record is from RefSeq and is a predicted model, not a curated record. NCBI's taxonomy places the organism in Eukaryota, Fungi, Ascomycota, Eurotiomycetes, Onygenales, Ajellomycetaceae. The transcript has 4 exons.
CUGCUCUCUGUUCUGUUCCUGUUCCUGUUCCUGUUCCUGUUCUUGCUUCUCGCUUCUCGCUUCUCGCUUGUCCACACUGUUCAUUUAAAUUCUCCGACUCCCCCCUCUUCUCUUCUUCUUCUUCUCUCCCCAUCCCACGCAUUGCCGUUUCGUCCAUCAUCCCCAUCAUUUCCAGCCCUUUUUCAUCAAUUUCACCGUCCCAGUAACAUCUCACUCGUUCCAGAUACACUAUCUGAAAAAUUAUCAAUUCAAUCUCUGCCCCUGACCAUCUCAAAACCUUCGUUUUCAGCUGCUGCUCAACUUUCGCUCAAAGUUCAGUUCCAUCACAAUGUCUGUCAAGUUCAUCGUUUUUCUGGCCUCUAUGGUCUUUGCCAUCAUGGCAACUGCUGCAAACCUCCCUCGUGCUGCCGCCGAGAAAGCUGUCGUCGACUCUCCUCGUGGAUUGGGAAGCCAGGGCUUCUUUGGCAAGAUUGUUGCUCGUCAGGAAACAAUCACUGUCACUGCCACCGCCACCGCUGAGAGCUGUGAUGCUUUCGACCCGGUCACAUCUGAUCCAUCCCAAGUUUCUGAAAUUCAGUCCACGACGUCUCCAGUCCUUGCUCCGGUCUCCAGCAGCGUGGCAGUUUCUUCUGCCUCUGAGGCUCUAGGGUCUUCUGUUGAUCCAAUUGCGAUAUCCUCUACGGCGGUCAGCAGCAACCCCGCUGUUUCAGUUACUCCUUCUGCAUCGACCCCUGUUGCCUCUGAGACCGGUAUCGCCCCGCCUAUCGAAACCAACUUUGCGGUUCGCAACGGUGGCCUCGAGGGUGCAAUCCUCGUUGGUGCUGCGGGAUUUGCUGCUCUUGUGGCGUUGUAAACACCCGACGAUGUGGCAGUACAACGUUCACAUGGCUCCUUCGUAAGUUGAGGAAAUCGCGGGUUAGCUGUUUGCAUGAUUAGCCACAUAGUCAUCAUCGUAUGUAUGUAAUACGACUUGAAAUGAUUUUUUAUUUUUUAUCUUUUAUUUUUUUUCCAGAUUUCUGUUCGUGGAAAUGCUUUUUUUAAUGCUGCCGGAGGUGAUUGGAAUGUAUGUUAUUUGGGAGAGGUAUUGCAUACCUAGGAGGGUUUAAUGGGGUCAUACUCGAGGUAGAUUCAACUAAAAAUCAGACGCAGCAUUCUUCGUUC